Messenger RNA from Trichoderma asperellum CBS 433.97, 393 nucleotides. Lineage: Eukaryota; Fungi; Ascomycota; Sordariomycetes; Hypocreales; Hypocreaceae. The record is from RefSeq and is a predicted model, not a curated record.
AUGGCAAAGUUUCGAGUUUCGAGCCAGUUGGAAGUCAGGACUGUUGGGGCUGUGUAUCGGACCUUGCUGCUGGAAACCACAGGCAACAAAAACAACUCGCAAAACCUCAAGUCACGAGCUUCCCCAGCGCCCCAGGCCAAAGAAGAACGGCAGUGCCCCAUGCCAUGGCCAAAGCUCCUCGACUCAGAGCCUCAGGGCCACAGAGCUCCAGGCAGGCCACCAGGCCACACCAAGGCAGCAGCAGCAGCUCCAUUUUCCCAAGCAGAAAAGCCCCGGCUCUGGAUGCCAGAGCGAGGCCAAAGUGGAGCUGUCGGAGGUGGCCGCUGGGCCUAUAAGCAGCAGCGCUUACCUUGUAUGGUGAGCGGUGGCCGUGCCAUGCAAAGUCCUAGUUGA